Messenger RNA from Gopherus evgoodei (Goodes thornscrub tortoise), 960 nucleotides. RefSeq names its product olfactory receptor 52K1-like. NCBI's taxonomy places the organism in Eukaryota, Metazoa, Chordata, Testudines, Testudinidae. The record is from RefSeq and is a predicted model, not a curated record. Gene Ontology annotation, molecular function: olfactory receptor activity; G protein-coupled receptor activity. Gene Ontology annotation, biological process: G protein-coupled receptor signaling pathway. The transcript has 2 exons. Gene Ontology annotation, cellular component: membrane. The coding region runs from base 1 to 960 and encodes 319 amino acids.
AUGUCAUGCUACAAUCACUCAAACCCCUCCACCUUCCUCCUAAUGGGCAUUCCCGGGCUGGAGGCCACCCACUUCUGGAUCGCCUUCCCGUUCUGUGCCAUGUACGUUGUGGCCCUGCUGGGGAACUUCACCCUCCUCUUUGUGAUCACAACGGAGCCAAGCCUGCAUUUGCCCAUGUACUACUUCCUCUGCAUGCUGGCAGGCAUCGACCUGGUGCUCACCACUUCCACUGUGCCCAAGAUCCUGAGCAUCUCCUGGUUCCGCUCCCAUGAAAUCAGCUUCGAGUGUUGCAUGGUCCAGAUGUUCUUCAUCCACAGCUUCUCUGCCAUGGAGUCGGAGGUGCUGCUGGCCAUGGCCUUCGACCGCUACGUCGCCAUCUGCAAGCCAUUGCACUACACCACCAUCUUUAUCAAUGCCAUCAUCACCAAGAUCUGGUUAGCUGUCUUUGUGCGGGGCAUGGACCUGUUGACCCCCUUGAUGUGCCUGGUCAGCCGACUGCCGUACUGCGGGCCCUGGAUCAUCUCCCAUUCCUACUGUGAGCACAUGGCUGUAUUGAAGCUGGCCUAUGGGGACAUCAUGCCCAACUAUGUCUACGGGAUAAUGGCCGCAACCUUUGUGGUGGGCUCAGACUCCAUCUUCAUCGCCAUCUCCUACAUCCUGAUCCUCCGGGCUGUCCUCAGUCUUUCCUCCAGGGACGGGUGCCUGAAAUCCUUCAGCACCUGCGGCUCCCAUGUGUGCGUCAUCCUGGUUAUCUACACCCCGGUGCUGUUCUCCUACAUGCAGCACCGGGGCCAGAACAUCCCCGUGCACAUCCAUAUCCUGCUGGCAGACCUCUACCUCUUGGCGCCACCCAUGCUGAACCCCAUCAUAUAUGGCAUGAAGACCAAGCAGAUCAGGCGCCAAGUGCUGAGGCCCCAGUAUAAGACUGUUCCCACCUCAGAGGCCAAGUUCUACACAUAA